Messenger RNA from Lithohypha guttulata, 1011 nucleotides. RefSeq lists its product as uncharacterized. The transcript has 3 exons. Gene Ontology annotation, biological process: positive regulation of mating-type specific transcription, DNA-templated. The coding region runs from base 1 to 1011 and encodes 336 amino acids. The record is from RefSeq and is a predicted model, not a curated record. Gene Ontology annotation, molecular function: DNA binding, bending. Lineage: Eukaryota; Fungi; Ascomycota; Eurotiomycetes; Chaetothyriales; Trichomeriaceae. Gene Ontology annotation, cellular component: nucleus.
AUGGCCGGCUUAGACGCUGCCGACAACAAGAUCGUUCUCUUUGCGAGAUUCGAGCGAUCGUUAUCGAAUUUUCAACGCCAAUUUCUGCUGCAAAAUCCUGACCUGAUCAGUCCAGAUGUGGUCGGUGCUCUCUUUCGGACAUCCCUCGAUGGAACUCCUCACGAGCGAAAGAAAACGCUUGAUUCUGUCAACCCAUCUGUCACAAAGAUUCACAGCCAGCAUGCCACAAGAAAAGCACGCAAAGUGGUGAAUUCGUGGAUGGCCUUCCGCUCAUCAGCGUAUUACUCACGCCUGAUCAAGGACUUGCCACAGAAAGCCCGCUCACCAAUGCUGGCACUGCUGUGGAAGCACGACUUAAACCAUGGAAUCUGGGAGCUUUUGAGCGCUGCUUUCAGUCACAUAAGGGACAACUACGCUAGCGACGAGGUUUCACUCGACGACUUUCUUUCUGUAGCGGCUCAAGUUGUCCCUAUUGUGCCGCCAUCUCAGUAUCUCGAACGAUAUGGUUGGAUCCGUAGAGGUGAUGUUCUCGAACGCUCCGAAGUUGGAAUAGCACAAUCGCCCACGCCUACCAAUGCAUCGUGUAGCGGACUCAUCCGCUAUUGCCUCCGAAAGGGCCUUAUCUCAAUGCCCUCUGCAGAGGUACAAGAGAGUUGUCAAAUACUUGGGAGUCCAAAAACUCGUUACUCAAGUAUCUCAUUCGCUGCGGCCACAUCAGCCCUAGACGAGACACAGAAAGCAGGAGGAUGUCAAGGGAGUGCAAUACGCUUGCAACCAUCGACGAACGUCGGUACGGACUUUCCAUACUGUGAAUUAGCUCAGGGUGAUGAAGUUGCAAAUCUGCCCACACGUCAGUGCUUCGAGCCAAAUUACUACGCACAUAUGAUGGGAUGGAGGAUCGCGCAGGAUAGUGGUGAGUCUGACCAGUUUCUCCUUAGCAGUCUAGGGGUCGGCGAAGGUGAUAUACUGGACCCGUUGUCGAUUUGCAGCGGAGAACAUCUGGGGAUUUGA